UAAAUAGAAAGUCUUAAGUUUUAAGUUUUGCUUGUAAAGUCUUCACAUCCAUUGACACAAGGAAUAAAGAAAAGCAAGAUUGAGAAGAUCUUGUCUUCCUUUGGAAGGCAAGUGCAAAAAAGUCAAAGACAGACCUAAACAAUCAAGCAUGUUGAGUGAACCCUCUGCGAGCUAUCCAUAAGAAAACAAACUAUGCUUUAAUCCUAAGCAAGUUGUGAUCGUCUAUAUGAAUCAUCACUGUUUGUAUCGCUUCAUUUAAGCAUGUUACAGUCCAAUACAUCACAAAUUGACUCCUUUAACGCGAUCUUUCUCCUUCAUCCUAGCUUGAGACCGACAAUAUGAGCAAGUUCACAUAGGCAAAGUUCUUCUCCUAGCCUAUCCAUGAACAUGUGAAAUACAAGUCACUAGUACAGGACAGCUUAUGCUUCCUUAAACAUUUUGUUUUAAGCUAUCAGUGCCAUUUUUCAUUAGCUUUAGAGGCAAUAUUUAAAAAUUUCAAUGCUUCAAACAUCAAUAUACUCUUCUAUAAAGACAAAGCAACCUAUUCCUUGACAACAAAUGACUUCUAUACAUAGCCUUCUUCAUUACCAUCACCUUUUCUCUCCUUCAAUCUUGCAAAAAAAUGGAAGACAAAAACAUGUUCGCAGCCGAUUGCAUCGUCAUAUGUUGCUGCUGUCAAUGCUUGAUCCUCCAAAUCAUCAUCUUGUUCUUGCUUAACCUUCCAUACAAGUUGUUAAAGAAAACAAAAGAGUGUAUAAAGAAACUGAGAUAUCGAAGACGGAACAAGAAAACUUUUAGGGAGAUAGAGAUCAACAGACAUGAAGAUGAUGAAAUCUUGAUAGAUCAUGGAGGAUGUUUGAGAGUUGAACUUGAGAGUUUGUGUUGUAUGGAAGAAGUUGAAAAGGUUUUAGAGGAGUUUUCUCAAAAGGGUGAAUUUGCUUUUGGAAGCUUUUGGGGUGGGGAUGAAGAGGAUGUGAUAAAGACAGAUAGAAUCACAACAUGUAUACAUAAACAAACAGUUGAUUAUGAUGUUUUUCAUACUCAUUUGAUACAAGUUUUUGGAUCUUUCAACUUGCAAUGACACUAUCAUAUGCCCUUUUAUCUAAAUCUCAUAUUUGUUAA
Molecule: messenger RNA, 1122 nt
Organism: Solanum pennellii
Lineage: Eukaryota; Viridiplantae; Streptophyta; Magnoliopsida; Solanales; Solanaceae
Exons: 1
Coding region: 623-1081 (152 amino acids)
Source: RefSeq, a predicted model, not a curated record